GCCCCGGAGCCCGCCGAGUGCGUGGAGUUCACCGCCGAGCCGGCCGCCAUGCGCGAGAUCGUGGUGGCCAUGACGGCGGUGGGCGGCUCCAUCUGCGUCAUGCUGGUGGUCAUCUGCCUGCUGGUGGCCUACAUCACCGAGAACCUCAUGCACCCCGCGCCGCGGCGCCCCGGCCUGCGCAGGCAGGCCUGAAGCGCACGCCCGGGCGCAGAGGGGCAGGGCCCGGCGCGCACCCUGGUUUUCCUCAUCCCGCCCCUUCCUGGAGGACCCGGCGGACCUGAUGGAGUUGCGUGGGGGGCCGGCUGGCCCGCGCGGGGACCUCGGCAAGAGUCCUGAGACCUAUCUGGCCAGGCCCCUGCCUCCCAGACUCGGGCUGCGCACUGGCCCUCGGGGCUGGGCUGGCGUGCCAGCCGAGUCCGGGCGCUCUCCGCUCUCCAGAUGCCUUUUAGGGGUGGCCAGGACCCGCAACUCCUUUCAGCGAGAGCCACUGGCACCUGAUCAUCUCCUUGAACUGUGCCUGUGCCAAGUUGUCAGAAGACGGACCAUGGUCAUCGCUUGGUCACUUUGUGCUUUGCAGGUUGGGGGAUGGACCCUUGGAGCCUGUCUUCCUCCCCGCCCUACCCAGUGGGCUUAGGUUAGCUUUGUGCCUUAGUACCUCCGGCCGCUGCAGGAGCCACCCACCACCCCUCUGGCAUCCGAGGGGCUCUGUGCCAAGAUGGGGCCUGUGCAUGAUCUGACCGAUCCCCCCAGGGCCCUCCCUCUUCCAGCUUUGUAGGAGCCAGGGGCAAGGGUCAGCAGGCCCGUGUGUCUUCCGUGGGGCGGACCAGCCAAGAGCCAUGACUUAUCCCGGCAGCCCGGCCCCAAAGUCCAGCUGCUGCGUCCAGCGCCUCCACCAACCCAGGAGCCUCAGUGGCCACAGCGUGACCGGCUGCACUAUCCCCACCCUCGCCCCCAACACUUGGGUUGGGAGCCCAAGAUCUGACCCCUGCCGUGCUGCUGCCCAGCCACCAUGGACAGAGGCUGACCCUGCCUGCUGCCUGGCAGGCCUGAGGCCUGGUGAUGUUGGACACUGGGAGCGGUGUGGCCCUGCCCAGCUCCCCAGGAGCCCUGGGCUACCACCUGGACUUCAUACUGGCACGUCCAGGUCCCUGUGGCUAAUACCCCACACCUCAAAGCCCUGAGCCCUGGCUCAUGCCCCUGAAGCACCCACACCCUACCUCUGUCUUCACUCUGCCCACUCCUCCUGAGGUGCUGGUCAGGUGCAGACCUGGCACCCAUGUCUAAAUGUCCAUCAUUCCCAGACCAGAAA
Chinchilla lanigera (long-tailed chinchilla) is the source of this 1309-nucleotide messenger RNA. RefSeq names its product chromosome unknown open reading frame, human C1orf233 (gene Fndc10). NCBI's taxonomy places the organism in Eukaryota, Metazoa, Chordata, Mammalia, Rodentia, Chinchillidae. The record is from RefSeq and is a predicted model, not a curated record.